This is a messenger RNA of Strongylocentrotus purpuratus (purple sea urchin), 1425 nucleotides long. RefSeq lists its product as uncharacterized. Gene Ontology annotation, molecular function: catalytic activity. The record is from RefSeq and is a predicted model, not a curated record. The transcript has a single exon. Bases 1 to 1425 code for a protein of 474 amino acids. NCBI's taxonomy places the organism in Eukaryota, Metazoa, Echinodermata, Echinoidea, Camarodonta, Strongylocentrotidae.
AUGACAACACAGGUGUACGAGGCCCUUAAUGAUCCCAAUGUCUCAUGGCACUGUGUUAAAUGUGGCCUGCCACAGUUCUCAAGCAGUCUUUUUGAUCAUACUCACCUUGAAACGUCCAACACCUUUGAAACGCUGGAUCUCUCAACUGACAACACCACCGGCUAUAGUGGUAGUGAUGCCGAGCAGGACACUAUCAGCAGCUCUUCCUCUUCCACUGCGAGUUUUGGCCCACCACAGCACACUUCCUCACCCACAAAGCGCAGAAAGAAGGGAUCCAAGCAAGAACAACAACUUCGUAGCAUGAAAGUCCUUAAUGUAAACUUCCAGAGUAUAAGGAACAAGAAGGAGGAAUUGGCUGUUCUUAUAGAAUCAACAAAACCCAGUAUCAUCAUUGGGACGGAAACCUGGCUCACCAGCUCAAUUUUCACCUCAGAGAUUUUCCCGCCUAGCUACAGCGUAGUGCGAAAAGACCGCGUGGGUGGUCAUGGUGGAGUCCUACUAGCAGUAAGAAGUGACUUAACAUAUAACACCUUGCAAAUACAAGACGAAGGAGAACAUGUAUACAUCAAGUUGUCAUUCGGAAAAGAUGUAAGCCUGAUUGUGGGAGCCCUGUAUCGCCCUCCCAACAGCGACAUGCAAUACAUGGAUAAGAUCUGUUCUACGAUCGAAGAACUCUCUGUCCAGAACAGAAAGGCAGUCUUGUGGAUAGGUGGUGACUUCAACUUACCAGACAUUAAUUGGGAAGACUUAAGUGUUGGUGGUCACAGUAACCCAGCUUCUAUCAACAAUCGAUUCCUAGACAUGAUCCAGAACUGCAACUUACAACAGAUGGUUACCUUUCCAACACGAGGAGAUAAUGUACUUGAUCUCUUCUUAACCAACAGACCAACGCUGAUCAACAAAUGUUCUCUACUACCUGGUCUUGGUGAUCAUGACAUUGUUGGUGUUGAUUCAGAUGUAACAGCGAAAAGGAGUAAGCCGGUGAAAAGAAAAAUCUACCUAUGGAAGAAAGCCAAUCUGCUGGGAAUGAAACAGGACUGCCGUCAGUUUCAGCAAGAGUUCGUGCACAAAUAUACCGAACAGAGCUCAGUUCAUGAGAUGUGGAACUGUUUCAAGAUCAGCCUGCUAAACAUGAUGGACAGCCACGUACCAGCGAAAAUGACAUCCACUCGCUUUAGUCAGCCAUGGGUCACAAGGUCGGUGAAACGGUCAUCAAGGAGGAAAAAGCGGGCCUUCAAUCAUGCCUUAGCGACUGACAGACAGGAGGAUUUCAACAGAUACCGUGAGAUCAAGAAAUCAACUCAAGCAGCCUGCAAACAAGCUUACAGUGAAUACAUCAACAACAUCAUCAGCCCUGACUCCAAGGCAAACCCAAGCGAUUCUGGAGUUUCAUUAACAGUAAGAGGAACGACCGUACUGGAGUAG